AUGGUUGCAAACCCAGGACAUAAUGACUCAACAAGAAGCCGCGUUGACGAACAGCCUAAAGUGGGCGACGUGAGUCACAACGACGAGAGCUGCUCCGACGGCAAUGUCGGAGAGCCCUCCGACGAAGCAGGCUGUAUGCAGGCUGCGGCCGAGACGGCAAUCGGAGUGCAGGAGGUUAGCGGCCAGCCCGCAUACAUCUCCAGACCGUGCCCCUGCGCAUUUGACUACUUCAUUCGUGCUGUUCUAUCCGCGCUUAUACUGGAGAUGAAGGACAGUUACGCCGUCAAGCCGAUGAAGGAGCUGGUUCUCUACCUGGAACCCCGUGAGAGCAGAAAAGGGGGAGGUACCGACAUUUCUACAUGCAUCUACUUGGCUUAUGAUGUUUCAUACAUAGAUUGGCUAUCAUCUGAACCCGUUCCAACGGUUCGACACGGUCGGUGUGGUGAAGGAACACUUCUUAACUCCUUAUACCGGUUCUGUGUCACCACUCAUCCAGCAGCUUCCCUCACCUCUAUGAUGAGCUCAAAGAGCGACGCGUCCGUUCCCGAAGGCCAAUCGCGCUCUCGGUCUUCUGAAAAGUACAGCUCGCCAACUUACUUCUUUGGCUUCGUCGUCGCCUCAUGCGGCGAUGGCACCGUGCUCAGGCUACUUAGCUCCUGA
Molecule: messenger RNA, 660 nt
Organism: Phanerochaete carnosa HHB-10118-sp
Lineage: Eukaryota; Fungi; Basidiomycota; Agaricomycetes; Polyporales; Phanerochaetaceae
Exons: 2
Coding region: 1-660 (219 amino acids)
Source: RefSeq, a predicted model, not a curated record